UACGAGUUAAAGCAUACUGCACGGGAAAAUUGGGGAAAAUGGCGUGCACCGGUAUACGGGUAGCAAGAGUGCUUAAAAACAACACAUUCUUCUCUAAUUUGAGUGGAUUAUUACUAAAUCCAUCACGUAAUACCGCCGUGCUAAUCAAGUACCGAGUUUUCAGCUCAAGACCUUCCGAAAUUGAAAAUGAUCGAGACCCGGCACCGUUGUUUUUCAACAAGGAGGUACAGGAUUUGCUUAAAACAUUGACCAAAGUGGACCUGAAAAGAGUUUAUCGUCACCGAAAAGAUGGUGAAAAGCUGGAGCCUCCAGUCUAUAAGUUUAUGACUGAUGAUGAAUUGGAAGCAGCAUUAAAUGAGGCAAAAGCAAAAGCAGAUCUGCGUCUUCAAAUGCCACCAGUUGUGAAGAAGAUUAACGAUACUCCAAACAUAUUAUCGAAUGAUCAUGCUCUCCAAAAACACGAUACAGCAAAAUUCGUUUUCACAGACAUAACUUAUGGCAUCUCCAAUGUGGACAGAUUUAUUGUAGUCAGAGAUCCAGAUGGGAUUUUGAGAAGUGCAGAUGCUAGAGAGAGGCACAGAAUGAAUCAAAUCUAUUUUCCCCUAGAAGGACGGGAAGUUGAUGCGCCUAAAUUAUUUCAAGAAGAGUAUUUAAUGGAUUUACUUGAGCGCGCGGAAUAUGAGUUCAUUUUGGAUCUUGCCUGUGUACAGUUUGAGCCUAAUGACCCAGAGUAUCAUAGGGUAACCGAGACGGUUUAUUCUUACGUAAAUAACAUGAAGCACUUCAAUGAUUUGAGGUCAACCAGACACUUUGGUCCCCUUGCGUUCCAUUUGGCUUGGAAAGGAAAUAUCGAUAAUUUGAUUCUGGAGAACAUUCAGACUUCGAGAUUGGACGAUGCUGUCUUACUAAUACAGUUAUAUCAUAAAAUUCAUCCUACGGCUAAAUCAGCAGAGACCAAAUUUGAAGGCGAUGAAUUGAAGUUCAUUCAAAGUUUUGUUGAUAAUGACUCAAAUAAUAGAAAUACAUUAGACCUAGCGAUAAAAUCAUACGUUAAUCUAGAAAAUGCCAAGCUUGAAGUCAAUGAAGGCAUUAAGAGAGCCCAUGGUAGCGAUUGAAAUGUGUACAUUGUAAUAUCAUAAUUUUAGAUUAAUAAAGUAUAUCAAAGGACAAACAGCUAAUUAUUCACCAAUACAAAUAUUUCCAAAUUAUUUUUGACUCAUUACUCCCAUAUGCCAGAAAUUUUUGCAGUAAUUAAUGACUUGUUUCAUAUAUUUUCAGAUGGGGGCAAAAAAUAGGAAGCCGCCUGCAAUUGAGGCAGCUCCCAGUAUUUAGAAAAUAUUCUAGGAUUACCUCGCUCUAAUCAUUGUAAAAAACGACAUGGUUUGUUACCAUAAACAUUUUUUAAGGCUGAUAAAAAUUCGGUUUAAUGCAAUAUUGGGAAAAUUCACAGCUUAGAAUUUCCAAGUCCAUGCUCUUGACCUAUUUGGGAUGUGGACCUCAAAACUCAGACGGUUUAGGAUGAAUUACCAAAUGAUGGGAGUAGCUGCUGUUUGCUAUAAUAAUAACGACAGUAGUCAGUAGUAACAACGUUUGUAUUCAAACUGCAAAAUGAAAAUAAUUUUUCGACUAUACUUAUUUAUAUUAUAAUAUGUCAUGACAUCCUAAUACUUAAUUUGUAAAAAUUUUUUCUUCCUGUGAUGUUAAUGCAAUCACACUAAAUGUAGGUACUAAAGACACUUUAUUAGUCAAUGUGUACUAAACUUUCAAACAAUUUUCGACCUGAUCUGAUGGACAUGUUUUAGCAAUUAAUUGGCUAAAGCUUGUUGGAAUAACAGGAUUACCUUUUAGCAUGAGAAGAUAAUCAUCAAAAAUCAAGCAAGGAGAGUUUUGAAAAUAGAUAUGACAUUGAUUAUGUAUACGAUUUGAUGGUGGUUCCACGUGGUUUUAUUAACUCUAACGAUAAAUUCAAUCUGUGCACAUGCAUCCAAGUAGAUGAAUGUCCAAGUCGAAUCAUUUAUUUGUUCUCUUGGAUUUAAAACAUUCUACAAUAUAUCAUUACGGAUAGUUUGAAAAAACGAAAGUAUCCGAUAAUAGUUUAGUCAUUAACUACGAAGGCUUUGCUAAUUUGUAAAAUAUUUACUUUCCAACUUCAUAGGAUGUUAUGCCAUGAUACGUGAUCAAGCAUUUAUAACUCUCUUUUUAAGCAAAGCAUAAGAGAGAUUGAUUAUUUCAACAAUAAAUGUUGUGGACUCUACUACAUUCAUUUAAAAAUCUAUAUUUGUACACAUAAACUUUGCACUCUGUCGAACAUUUGUGAACAUGAGUGUUUCGCUUAUUAUAGCAGUCUUCAAAUUCACGUAGUCUUCAAAUUGGUGUAUUAAGUUGUAAAAAUCUAGCGUAAAAAUUGAUUAGAAUUCAUCAAUAUACAGUAAACUAUUACAAGAGAUGACAAACUUGACCAGUAUUAGUACAAAGUAACAAAACAUAUGGUGUGUUACAUUAUAAAAAUGGAUGCAUUAAAUUGUAAAUUUUACUACGAAUUAGUCAAAAUUGUUUUGCUGAUAGGAAUUCUGUUUCAAACAGUACACGCGAUUAUCAUUAUAAUAUGACGCUAAAGUCACAAACUAUCUCUACCAGUUUCAAAAUGAAUAUUCAGUGAUGAUAAACUGUAUAAUAUGUGUGUAAUUCGGCAACAAAGUUUCUAUCAUCUACAUUAUCGCUGCAUGUAUAAAUUAUUAUAAAGUAUAAAAUUUUUAACAAUGUACGUCACUUGACAAAAGCUGAAUUAGCAUUGUGAUGCUGUGUCAAGGUUGUAAGCUUAUAUUACAGACAGUUUUUUAAAUAUCUACAUAUAUUUUCCUAGAAGUUUAUCGUUUCUUAGUGAUUGAUUUGAAGAAAAUAAUGUGAUGAAAAUUUCACGACAUUCAUCACAUCACUUCGACCUUGGUAUCGAGUCUUGAGCAUGUAUA
Molecule: messenger RNA, 2969 nt
Organism: Neodiprion fabricii
Lineage: Eukaryota; Metazoa; Arthropoda; Insecta; Hymenoptera; Diprionidae
Gene: mRpS22
Product: 28S ribosomal protein S22, mitochondrial
Exons: 3
Coding region: 39-1115 (358 amino acids)
Cellular component (GO): mitochondrial small ribosomal subunit
Molecular function (GO): structural constituent of ribosome
Source: RefSeq, a predicted model, not a curated record